Uranotaenia lowii is the source of this 1475-nucleotide messenger RNA. RefSeq lists its product as uncharacterized. Gene Ontology annotation, molecular function: nucleic acid binding. The record is from RefSeq and is a predicted model, not a curated record. The transcript is spliced from 2 exons. The coding region runs from base 47 to 1063 and encodes 338 amino acids. Gene Ontology annotation, biological process: DNA integration. NCBI's taxonomy places the organism in Eukaryota, Metazoa, Arthropoda, Insecta, Diptera, Culicidae.
UCAAUGCCAGAACUGUAAGGUAUACAAAUGCAAACCCCAGGUACCAAUGAUGGGCCCACUGCCCGAGGCUCGUUUAGCCUCAUUCGUACGACCAUUCAGCUACGUUGGCCUAGAUUUGUUUGGUCCGAUCUUGGUAAAGAGAGGAAGGAGCUCGGUGAAACGAUGGGUGGCUCUAUUUACCUGCUUAACGAUCAGAGCCGUCCACGUCGAAGUAGUUCACAGCCUCACAACAGAAUCCUGCAUUAUGAGCAUCCGGCGCUUUGUUGUUCGCCGAGGCGCACCACUGGAAAUCCAUUCGGACAACGGAACCAAUUUCCGUGGGGCUGACAACAUCCUUCAACAACAAAUAGGCCAGUUUCAGGAAGAUUUGGCAGCAACCUUUACUAACACUCACACCAAGUGGAUUUUCAUACCUCCAGGAACGCCGCACAUGGGUGGAAGCUGGGAGCGUAUGGUACGCUCAGUUAAAACGGCCAUGGAAAAAAGCUUGUGCGUAGGACGGAAGCUCGACGACGAAGCCCUGAAUACGUUCGUGGUGGAAGCUGAAGGUGUUGUCAACUCGCGUCCUUUGACGUACCUACCACUGGAUAGCGAGGAAGCUGAAUCACUGACACCGAACCAUUUCUUGCUUGGCAGCUCCAACGGCGUAAAACAACCGAGCAAGCAAUUUGUGGAUGAAGCUGUUGCUCUGAAGAACACCUGGAACCAAAUAGAAUCACAGUUGGACAUGUUCUGGCGUCGUUGGGUCCGGGAGUAUUUACCCACCUUGGCUCGUCGUACAAAGUGGUUCAACGAAGUCCAAGAGAUUGGUGUGGGGAAUCUAGUUGUGAUCGUGAACGAAUCUAAAAGAAAUGGGUGGGUGCGAGGUCGGGUUCUGGAAGUCUUCCCCGGGACAGACGGGAGAGUUCGGCAUGCAAUAGUGCAAACAAACAAAGGGUUAUCAAGGCAAUCGGUCAGUAAAUUAGCGGUGUUGAAUGUUGAGCAAACUGGUGACUCUGAGCCAGAUGCUGGCAAUGGUCAGCGUCACGAGGGGGAGGAUGUUAAGAACGGCAACACUGGAUAAGUAAGGCGUCGCGGAGAAAUGCAGUUCAGUGGCGAGUCAUCUGACAGCUAAUCCGACUAGGCGUAUUUCUCCGUCUCUUUUCUCCACGUCAUUCGGAACGGACCUGUCGUCGAGCAUUACGAGUGCGAAAUUGCAGUAAUUUCAAUUUAAAUACUAAGUUUCUUGUGACACAAUUGCGAAGAUCUUAAAACUAAUAGUACGGUUUGUUAGUACGGCGAAGUUCUGUUGAAACGGACAAGCUCAGUUGCAGGACAAUAACUACGAACCGUCCAGUUUUAGAUCAAUCAUCCACUAUUUAAAAUACUAAAUUGUUUGCUACAUAACAACGGAAUUAGUUAUACUAGGUAUGAGUUGGUUUAAAACUUAAUACUAAAUUAUUAUAAAACCUAAUUACAUGUAGUUACAGCAAACA